Molecule: messenger RNA, 3802 nt
Organism: Schistosoma intercalatum
Lineage: Eukaryota; Metazoa; Platyhelminthes; Trematoda; Strigeidida; Schistosomatidae
Source: the annotation of a GenBank genome assembly
AUGGAUUUCUGUCAAAGGACAAAGCUGUUGGUAAGUUUUCAUCAGUUUCGUAUGUCCGCUUCAGGUCGACCUAUAUAUAGUUUAGAUAUACAUCCUGAUGGUUCACGUUUAGCCACUGGUGGGGUAAUCGACACAUGUGGAGUUGUUGUUUUGUGGAAUAUGGCUCCUAUUCGAGAUCCAACUUUAGAGUCAAGUGAUAACUCUUGUCUUAAGCUUUUUCAGAUGGACAGUCAUCAAGCUUGUGUCAACUGUGUUCGUUGGUCACCAUCUGGUCGUUGGUUAGCGUCUGCUGGAAUGGACAAAGUUAUUAUGUUAUGGUCGAAAACAGCAGGUACAUCUCGUCCAGUUCAGGUAUUCGGUUCAAAAGAGCCUACCAAGUUUACGGAACAUUGGCGUUGCGUAUCAACCCUUCGAGGUCACAGUGGUGGUUAUACAAGCAAUUCUUUCUAUUUACAAGCAACUUUAAGUGGUCAUAAAGGUUUUGUAAAAGGUGUUACUUGGGAUCCAGUUGGUCGUUAUUUAGCUAGUCAAGGAGAUGAUUUAACUGUGAAAAUAUGGCGUACUGCAGACUGGCAGGAAGAAGCUAGCAUCAGUAAACCAUUUACAAAGGCUAGUGGACAAAGUCAAGUUAUGCGUUUAUCGUGGAGUUUGGAUGGUUCAACUCUUGCUUCACCGCAUGCUAUAAAUAAUGGCUUUCCUACUGCUAAACUUAUUGAUCGAACGAAUUGGUCACCAAGUUUAGAUUUAGUUGGACAUCGUAAACAUGUCAUUUGUGCACGUUAUAAUCCUAAUGUUUUACGUAAACAAGAUGGAUCUGGGAUUCCGGGUGCUGUUUGUUUAGCUCUUGGCAGUAAGGAUCGUUCUGUUUCUGUAUGGUCGACAGCGGGUCGUCGUGCACGAAUUGUUGUUCAUGAUCUGUUCACUAAUUCUGUUUGUGAUUUAUCAUGGAGUUCUGAUGGUCGUGAAUUAAUGGCUUGCUCACUGGAUGGCUCUGUUUGUUAUAUGGGUUUUACUCACAAAGAAUUAGGAACUCCAUGGUCACUUAAAGAAGUUAUUCAAUUACAUUACAAAAUUUAUGGACAAAGUUUAUUAGAUAAAUUUCGUCCAAUUACAUCGAAUGGUUUAUCUACAGAAGUAGAUUUUUCUGAUGAAAAUAAAGACAAUUCAAGUAUACUGAAUCAAAGUGAUAUCUUACUAGAAACCCCUGAAGCUUUAGCUUUGCAAAAAACUCAAGCUGAAUUACGUACAAAAUUAAAGCAUUCACCAACACGAGAUAAACAAGCGAAGUGUCUUCCAAAAGGUCCAUCCAAACAGAUUGAAACUGUAAGUAAAGACGGACGACGAAGAAUAACUCCUAAAUUUCUAGGUCAUUUGGACAGUCCUGAUGAAGAUGCUAAUUCCAAUCCACAAUUUUCAUCACCUCAAUCUAACAGAUGUGAAAGUAAAUUGAGCUCGGAGAAUAGUUCGGACAUAAUUUCAGAUAUAAAUAAAACAAAUCAUAUAGUAGCAAUAUCAACAACCGGAGCAAAUGUAACAACAACUCAUUCUACUAAUUCUGUUAUGUCUAAAACUAUAGCCAGUGAUGAUGCUCUUCCAACUGUUACACUUGUACAAGUCAACAAUACUGUUUCUACGAUUUUAAAUAAAACAUGUAAUUCGAAUAUUGUUGUUCCUACACCUAUAUCAACAAUAAAUACAGUUGAUUCGAAGGGAAAUGAAACUACAUUUCCGUCAACUACUGUUACUAUAUGCCCAAGUCAUUCACCUGUAGAACCGAAAAUCAACUCCGAAUCACAGUCAUUAGCUACGUUUGUCCAAGCACCAUCAAAGAAAUUAACACUUGAAUCGACUACGUUUACUACUACUACUACUAUUACUACUAAUACUACUACUACUACUGCCACUACUGCUAUGGACCAGGAAAAUGGGAUAGAACUGAAACGUCCACGUUUAGAUAACAACGACGAUGAUACGGACCAUAUUAAACCGAUCAGUGAUGAGACAAAUAAACAAGUCGCUGUUACUGGUAACAAACAACGUAAAAGACGUAUUCGAUUGUUUGCUGAAGAAGAAAAAUCUCCGAAAUCAGGAUCGGAUGUUUCAAAGUCGUCUAUGUUACAGAAUAAAAAACCGUGUUUUACACCGGAGUCAUCACCACCAAAACCGAAGCUCACCCUUGGAUCUACUUUGGAAUCUACUGAUCAUACGUCAUCAUCUGUACAAAAUCCACCUUUAGGAACGGCAAGUUUUGCACCGUUUCUAAUCACCACAUCUGAUCAACUAGGGAAUGCAUCAAAAGUUCAAUUUGUAUGUUCUAAUCUGAUAGAUGGUCCAAUUAUUGUGCAGUUAAUCAACUCAUCGAAUUCAUCUACACGUGGUGAAGAAAUCCCAAAAUUAUCGAAUUCAGUCUCUCGAAUAAUUGCCAGUCGUAGUGAUCGUCGUUUAUGGGAACUAAUAUGUUCAGAUCGUUUAACUUCGUAUGCAUAUUCAGAUGAAGUUAUUGCUGUUGGUGAUAACAAAGGUCGAAUACAAUUAAUUUACAGUACUGGUGGUCAUAUAUGUCCUAAUCUCUUGUUAGACUGUGUUCAUACAUUGGCAUUGACUACUGAAACCACUGAAUCAUCACAAUCAUCUUCAACAACUUCUAAUCGUAUUUUCACAACAUACACAGAACCUUCAAGUAAUAAUAAUAAUCUUAGUCGAUUACAUGCAGUUGUCAGUGGAAAUGAACAACAACAAACAACACUUUUGAAUGGGAAUAAUAAUUUUACAUUACCUAACAAUAGUAUAAUGAAUAAAUUUAAUGUAAAUCGUAAAUAUCGUCUAGCUGCUUUAUGUCGAUCUGGUAGAUUGAUAUUAUGGAAUUUUUGUUUAAAUAAUUAUGGUUUCGGUUCAAUGUCUUCUGUAUUCAAUUCUUGUAUAUUUCCUCAAGUUUUAAUUGAAACUAAUAUUAAAGACGUUUUAAAUGGUGGUCAUAAUUCUCGAUUUAGUUCUCUUACAUUCGGUCCAAAUGGAUUUCCUGUUGUAUAUUUACAAGAUAAUUCAUCUUAUUUAUUUCAUAUAGAAAGUCGGAUUUGGAUUGAAUUAUUUGAUGCAUCUGAUGUUGUACGUUGUCAAUUCGCUAUGAAUUCUGCUCGUGGUUGUCCUCCUGGUCCAUUAUCUGCCUGUCAACAACUUAAUAAAUUGACCGCUAAUGUACAAAAGUCAAAUUCUUUCACUAGUUCAAAUUCAAACGUCAUUUCGGCUUCUUGUCGAAAAGUUUCAAAUCAAAAUUUCCUCGAAUCUCAGACUCAAUUAGCGCUAUCAUUUGGAUCUUCCAAUGAAUAUCGCUAUUGGCUAACUCGUUGGUUCCGUCAACUCAUUGAAGAUAAUGAAGAAGAACGUGUUCGUCAAAUAAUUCAAGAUCUCAUUGGUCCUGUACUGGCGAAUACCAAACUACAUUCUACUUGGCAGUCUGAAGUAAAGGGUAUAUCGAGGCUUGUAUUAGCGAAAGAAUUGUUAAGUUUAUUUGCACUCAAUUUGCAUUUACAACGUUUAUAUGUUGAAUUGAAAGAAAUGUUGAAUGAAGCAAGAUGAUAACAUUAUAACCGAUUUCAGUCGGAUUGUUAUAGGUAACACAUAGAAGAGUAAUGCAUAUUAUUUCUCCUCUUUAACUGUUUUUUCCCUUUUUCUUUUAUAAACGAUAAACUACUAUCUUGUAAUUAGUAAUCAUAUUGCCUCUUUAUACUUUCAGCUUUUAUUAUUUUAUCCUUGAACAGUAUAUUAUCCCUUCUAUAAAUACAUAUCUCUACAUAUAUCACAU